Molecule: messenger RNA, 815 nt
Organism: Punica granatum (pomegranate)
Lineage: Eukaryota; Viridiplantae; Streptophyta; Magnoliopsida; Myrtales; Lythraceae
Source: RefSeq, a predicted model, not a curated record
AUGCCCAAACUCCCCCUCCAAUUUCAAAUAAAAACAUCACCGUCGAUUCAUGCAUUGAAGAAAAAUCAAGUUCAAUCAAUCAUCAGAUCAAACAUUACCAUUACAUCCCGGAAGAAAAGGCCGAUAUGGGAUCAUUGAACUUCUCCUUAGCGCCAUCCUCGAUGUAUCGUCACAAGUUUCUACCCCUUUCCCCGGCGAAGAGACGGCCACCACCAUCACCUUUAUCAGUACUGCCCGCUAGGAUCUCUGCCAUGAGGAAGAGAGAGUCCGAUGGUGGCAGUGGUGGCAGCAGGCGAUGGGGUAUGGUGGAUGAGAACAUGAUAGUGCUGAGGAAGCGGAUAAGGGAGAUCGAGACGGUGGAGCAGAAGUACGAGCCACCGGCAGAGUGGAUGGACUGGGAGAAGCGCUACUACACCACCUACAGUUCCGUGAUAUGCGACGUGAUGCGGAUGCUGCAGUCGCGGCUGAUGGACACACGGCCCGGUGUCGCCCUAGGACUUGCUGCUCUCGUUGCCUUCAGUGUCCCGACCUCCUCAGCCGUGAUUCUCCUCCACUUGGUCGAGGUCGUCAAGGGGAUAUUGCAGCUGGGAUUCACCUCCUCUCUUAUUAACUAGGUUGCCGCCCUUUGUAUUUUCCUCCGAGUUUUUUUUUUUUGCCUUCUUUUAUUCUUUAGUUUGUAUUAUAUUUUGGGUUCGAACUUUUAUUGGCACUUGCAGAUAUAACAUGAGGUGCGGCAAUUGAUCAUAUUGUAUAUAGUUACAAGUGUACAUAACAAAUUUCGAGUUUGAAACAAAACAGAAAAUUCACGUGACAAA